This is a messenger RNA of Dendroctonus ponderosae (mountain pine beetle), 441 nucleotides long. RefSeq lists its product as uncharacterized. Gene Ontology annotation, molecular function: odorant binding. Bases 1 to 414 code for a protein of 137 amino acids. The record is from RefSeq and is a predicted model, not a curated record. The transcript has 4 exons. Lineage: Eukaryota; Metazoa; Arthropoda; Insecta; Coleoptera; Curculionidae.
AUGGCCGAAACUUCAAAAGCUAACCGACGUUUUGGCUUGUCAAAACCUAUCGAUAAAAAUGCUUUAAAAGUGAUUUCCAAAAAAGCCUUAAUAUCUUCCAAACUCAACCAGACAGGCCCCGCCGAUAAACCCACUAAACCCCCGAUUUUUUCAGGGGUGUGCAUGGUAGAGUGUCUCUUUACAAAGCUGCACAUCAUCGAAAACGGGCAGUUCAAUCAGCGCGGCUUCGUCAUCACUUUUUCGCCGAUAGCCCGCGGAAAUCUGAAGAAACUGGCCGCCCUUAAGGAAGUGGCCGCUCUUUGCCAGGCGGAGGUCAGUGCGGUGCAGACAGGCGAGCAGUGCAGCGCCACCAGGACCGUCCUGGACUGCUUCGGCAAAAACAUGGAUAAACUAGCAAUUGCCAAAAAGCCCUGAGUGAAAUAAAGCCACUGUAUCCCUGCA